Messenger RNA from Vespa mandarinia (Asian giant hornet), 2449 nucleotides. RefSeq names its product Methyl methanesulfonate sensitivity 4 (gene mms4). Gene Ontology annotation, cellular component: Holliday junction resolvase complex; nucleus. Gene Ontology annotation, biological process: resolution of meiotic recombination intermediates; double-strand break repair; mitotic intra-S DNA damage checkpoint signaling. Gene Ontology annotation, molecular function: crossover junction DNA endonuclease activity. NCBI's taxonomy places the organism in Eukaryota, Metazoa, Arthropoda, Insecta, Hymenoptera, Vespidae. The record is from RefSeq and is a predicted model, not a curated record.
UUAGAAUUACUAUUAUUAUUAUAAACCUUAUAUUAUACCAAAUAAAAUUCAUCAUUAUUACUUUAAAGAUUCUCAAAUUCAUUAUCAACUUUUCUAUAUGCCAUUUCAAAAUAAUUAUUUGCAAAAUGUUAAAAGAAAAAUAUAUAUUAAUAAUGAAAAUUCAAUUAUAGAACGAUAUAAUACAAGAAUUAAAACUUCUUAAUAUAAGGUCAUCUCUGUUGUUCCCUGGUAAAGGAUAUGCAUUGGUUAAAAUUAUUUUUAUUUAAAAAGGCUAACGGAUGAUCAAUUAUUAUCUGAAAAUCCUAAUCCUAUCGAUUAAGGAUCUGAGAGUCAUGUUUUGUUCAGAAGAAUAUGUACAGUACAAUAUAGAUAAUUUGCUUAUGCCAGGAAUAUAUCAACAUCUGACCGUAAAGGUAAAAAUGUUUUGCUAGAAUUAACCUAGAUUUCAAUAAAAAAAAUUCUUUUUUUUUUUUUUAAAUAAGUUCAUUGUUUCAAAUUAUUAAAAAUAAUAAUACAUGGAUAUUAAAGUAAUUAAAAAAUAUUGAUGAAUUCACUUUAUUUGAGGAAAAUUCAUUUUUUAUUAUAUGAAAUGUUAUAUUUAUCAUUUCUCGGUAACUAGAAAAUAUAAAUAUAAAAGGAAGAAAAAAGAAAAAAGUAGAAUAUAACAAGAUACAUUAGCAUGUAGUAUAAUUAACGAUAAAAGUGCUGAAUUGAGUUAUGUAUUGGUGGAAAAAUGCUUUAAAACUGUCAUUUCUAUACAAUUAUGAAAACGGAUAAAGAAUUUUAACUGUAAUGAAAAAAUUUUUAUAAAAUCUUGAUGCAUUUAAAAAUUACACAAUUUUAAAAGAAAUAAAAAUGUCAGAAGUAAUCGUAUUAAGUGAUUCCAACGAAUCUGAUUCAUCAAUAAUUAAUCAAAUUAAUCCAGAAAUAGGAAAUUCUCAACAGGAUUCUUCAUCUGAUGAUUUUGAUUUUCCUGAAGUUCAGUUUGAUUAUAUUACUAAUAAAAAUAAUAUUACUAAUACAAACAAACCAUGUCAAAGACAAUGCACCAUAAAUGAUAAUUCUAAAUCAUUGAAUGUUAUUUCAAAUGUUGAAACUAAUAAUGAAAUGUGUACAAGUACGCUUUCUAGAAAGAGAUCUUUUACGCAUGAUAUGUCUGAUUCUUUUGAAUCUGAUCGAUAUGAAGAAAAUAUUUGCACGAAUCAACAAUUGUUUAAAGAACCAAUAAAAAAGAGUAAAUAUAAAUUAAAAGAAGAACGUCGUAAAAGACAAGAUAAUUUAAUAAAAGAAAAAGCAUUAAAAGCAAUAACAGCUAAAAAAUUAAAAAAUAUUAAACCAGGUGAAUGUAUAAAAUUUAUGAAAGUUAUUUUGGAUAAACGUAUAGAAGAAUAUAACUUUUAUCCAGAAAUUCUAGUAACAUUAAAUGAUACAAAUGUAUCAUAUAAUUUUAUCUCACAUUUAAUUCCUAAGAGUAUAACUUGGGAGAGAAGUAUAGAAAAAGAUAGCAUAAAUGAAAAUAAUAAAAUAUACACGAAAACUUUUAAACAAACUGAGAAACAUAUAAUUGUUAUUUGGAAUUGGAAUGAGGUAGUAGAAAAAUUAACGGAGGAUAGUUUUUGUACAAGUAUUUCUUAUAUAAGGACUUUAUUGCCAGAUUAUAAUAUGACCUUAGUUAUUUUUGGUAUUCAAGGAUAUUUUCUAUAUUAUAAGAAAAAGAAUAAAUUAAAAAACAAUAAGGGUUCAGGGAGUAAGUCAUGUAAUAAGAUUGAAGACUUUAAAGUAUAUAGGGAAUCUCCAGAAAUUUCAAAACAACAACUAGAAAUGUGUCUUGCUGAAAUUCAAAUAAUUAAUAAGUGUAAUAAUAGACUUAUUGAAAAUGCAGCAGACUUAGCAUUAAUGAUUUAUCAAUAUACUAAAGCUAUUGCAGAAAUACCAUAUAAAUUAGAAAAGAAACAACAUUUUGACAAAGAAUAUAAUUGGUACAUAGCAGGAGAUAAUAGAGACACAGUACGGGUUGAUAAAGAUGGAAAUGGAUUGAAAAGAUUAUGGCAACAACAACUUUGUCAAUUUAAUUUGAGUAGCCUGGAAAUUGCAGAAGCUAUUUGUUCUGUAUAUAAAAGUCCAGCGCAGUUAGUUGAGGCUUAUAUGAAUUGUACAUCUACAGAUGGUAGCAAAUUAUUAAAAGAUCUUCCUAUUAGAAGAGCAGUAAGACCCCUUUCAACAACCAGACGAGUUGGUCCUGAAUUAAGUAAAAAAGUUCAUAUCAUGUUUACUUCUGAAAAUGGUGAUAUUUUGCUUGGUAAUGAUUAUUAAAGAUAUAUUUUUUAUCUGCAUUAUCAUUUACUAUGAAGAAGUUAUAGUGAAAUAUGAUGAAUGUUUAUUACAUUAUAUGAUUUUUAAUUUGUGUAUCCAUGCAAUACAUUGUACAAAUUUUCAAUAUAUGACUACA